AUGAGCUUUGGCGAUAUCUGGAAUGGGACCGAACCGCUCGCUAUCAGUCAUGCUGGCGGCGAGUUCACUGACCUUGCAAGAGAGGUGUUAGGAGACUUCUGGAAAAUAAACAAUCGUGUUCGACGCGUGGAUAACCGCACUCGUCGUGACCGCGUCCUCCGCAGGAACCAGGCAUUUACAGAGCAGAUGCCUGUGAUGACCGACGCUUACCUUGCCUGGAGUCUCGCAAAAUCCAAGGAGGAGUUCAAGAGUUUUUCUGAGAGAUUGGAAAGGAACUCGGCGCGGGACUGUGGUGAAUGGUCAAUCAGCGUGAUUGACGUCUUCUACGCUGAGAAAGCGACCCUUCAAAUCUUACCAACAGACGCCACCAUCAGCUCUGCACUGGUGCGUCAAGGUGUAAUGCCGUGCUCGCCUAUAUCACCAACUGUAGGCAUAACCACAGAAGCACUUGACUUAUAUCGUGUAGCGCAUCUCAGGAGUCCUCACUUGUCUAUCCAGGCUUUUGUGAAAACUGUGUGCGACUUGCAAGGGCCGAAUCGCUUCAACUGCAACUCACCCAACUGGCACCUUAAGCAUGCGUGUCCUGCAUGUAUGUAUGAACUCAAGGAUGAAGAGGAACUAACAUUCAGGCUGCUGUAUGCUAUGGACGGUAACGACUCCUUAAAGCGAGUCCUUCGGAGAUCUCUGGAUCAUGAUGCCAAUGACUGUGUCGCUCCCUCAUCUGAAGUUCCUAUGGGCCAACAAUUCACAAGUGAUCGUUACUUACCUCGCGCAUUUGUAGACCAGUAUUCUCGGGACUCGGCACAAACUGCUAUUGCGGGUGAUGAGGAGGAUACAGCCGCCGAAAAUGCUUGCGCCGGACGAUGGAAAAACAUGGACGACGCCAAGACGAAGAAGGCUUGGGGGAUAUAUGAUGAAACAGGUGUAUUCGUGGCUGUCUGCCGCCACGGGUUUUCUCUACUUAUUGCAGACAUGGUACAAAGCGGUGAGCUCGCGAAGUACCCGUUGGCUGUCGUGUCGAAGUUGAUGGACGUAUUUGGGAAAAAUCUGGGCGGUGGGUAUGAUAUUGGUUGUCAGUUCAAAACGACACUCGACCAGAGCUCCCUUGGACCACUCGCACGCUCACUUCAACACACCUGCCUGGUUGGCGCCUUCCACGGACAUGCCCACAGGCGCUUGUGCCAGUUGUUUUCGCUUACAACGUACAUCAAGGGUCUAGGCCUCGAGGAUCUCGAAACCUGUGAAAGGACAUUCUCAAAAUCAAAUUCUCUGGCAUCUGCGCUGCGCUAUGCAAGCGUGUUCCAUCGGCAACAAGCCAUCGACUCUUAUUUCAAGCACACUGACGACUUCGAGGUCUACGCUCAUCUUUCGAAUUUUUUGCAUGGGAACUACAAGCAAGCACUGGACAUCUUGAAUGAUGGCAAUGCAACUCUACCGAGGCUCAUGCAAGACCUAGGACUCACGGACGAGAGUAUUUUCGAGUGCUGGAUAGAAGAGGAAAAGGUCUACCUUCAAGGUCUAACGCGAGAGCCUGAAAAUGAAACCCUCCAGAUGGAGUACUGGCAAAGGCUGGUAAAUUUAACUGCAAGCGAGGAGGCUCUCAAAGCUGCAAUGGCAGCCUUCCAGGUGUAUUCUCACGAGGAUGUUACAUCGUAUGACGUCCAGAUGCAACAUACCCGCAAGGCCGAAACCGCACGGCGUCAUGCUGUCGAGGACCACGAGAGGAAUUUGAAGCUCAUUCAAGCGCUCGAGUGUGAGCUCGAGAUCGUGACGCGCUGGACUCCUGCAGAUGCAGAUUGGCAGAGGGUGGGGAGGCUCGUUGCUCAGAGGAAGUACCAGCGUGCACUGGAUCGACUCGAAGGUUUGGUCGUAGCACGUAUAUUUGAACUAUCAAAGAUGAACCGGGCAGGUACAGGCUACAAACUACGUAAACACAUCGCCAAAGCAUUACAGACACGCUCUGUCGCCAUCAAAACUGCCCUCAACACAUACAAUACCAUCGCAGAAGCAAUGCACCCUCCCCGCCAAACGCUGAAGUGGGAAGAGGUCGUGGAGUAUGCGUUUCUCGCCGACUUUGACCUCCUACGCGACACACGUGCGGACGUCUCUCAACGGCCUUGGUCAUCGGCUGCUGCUCGCAGUGUGAUGGACUUGUACUUCAAGAUGUGUCGGGCGCGGGAGGAAAUUCAGCGCUUGAAUGUGGAGGUACGGCGUCUAGUAACUUACAUCCGAGAUGAAGACAAGUAUUUGCGGACGUGCGAGGAUCAGUUGAAGGUGACCAGUCCAGCCAUUGCCCAUCAAAUUGCCAUACAUCGAAACGCUCGAGGACGAUUCAAUUCGCGCCACCUGAGGCGGCUCCAUGAGAUAUCGAAGCUUCCUGGUUUCAGCGGGACAAUAGUCCCAGGUGUAAGUACUAAUACAAGUCUUGGGGAAAGCUGCAGCACACCGAACGCGCAGGUCCCAUCGCGACUGCUUGCCGAACACAUACCUUUUAAUAGACCAUCUACAGUAGACCCAGAUACCCCAGAUGACCUUGAUGAUGAGGAGCAGGCAGAGGAGGUGGAAGAGGAAGCAUCGAAGAGCCUGCAAGACGUCCUCCGCGUCGCCGAUGAUUUCUUGCGUCUUGACCAUGAGGUUUAUGAGGAGUAG
Molecule: messenger RNA, 2649 nt
Organism: Suillus subalutaceus
Lineage: Eukaryota; Fungi; Basidiomycota; Agaricomycetes; Boletales; Suillaceae
Exons: 8
Coding region: 1-2649 (882 amino acids)
Source: RefSeq, a predicted model, not a curated record